AUGGUUGUUAGGGAUUAGCCCGAAUAAGUACUAAUGGCUCUCACUGCUGAUUUUGAAUCUCUCUCUAUUAGAUUUAAAAAAAAGACCAAACAUGCGCAGGUUCCGUUCCGCUUCGCUUCGUUCUGACAUUGGCGCAUAGCACGACAAGAUGAUCUCAUGCUUGCUUCUCGACGAAUCAGGACUACUUCUUGAAUGACGAUGACUUCGAUCGAUUAUCGCCGCUCACCAACACGACGAUUGGCGAGCUCCUCGGCUUCGAUGUCGCUCCCGCCAACGCGUCUGACAUCUGUUCACACCGAGUUGUCCAAAGACGAGCCCACCCAGUAUUCGACCUUACCCUACCCGACUCUCCAGACCAGAGACACGUGUCUCGCCACCGAUCCUCUGAUCAAUGCACGCAGGAAUGAACAUCGAUCUUUGGCCGUCGCGUCGACCCGUUUGCGAUCGGCUAGGGUGGCAGUGCACCCGAGCAGAAUAUGUUCAAAGCUGAGCGCUGCGAGCUCAACGAUGGAUGGACAACAUCGUCGCUAUCAACAGAACUGACCGCAACCGUAUCGCUGUCGCACUGCAUCAUCCUCAAAGUUUUUGUGCUCCUCGAGCUCUCGAGCUUUCGUUGGCUUCGAUGCUUUGGUGA
Microbotryum saponariae is the source of this 634-nucleotide messenger RNA. The record is from the annotation of a GenBank genome assembly. NCBI's taxonomy places the organism in Eukaryota, Fungi, Basidiomycota, Microbotryomycetes, Microbotryales, Microbotryaceae.